Molecule: messenger RNA, 2422 nt
Organism: Nymphalis io (European peacock)
Lineage: Eukaryota; Metazoa; Arthropoda; Insecta; Lepidoptera; Nymphalidae
Product: facilitated trehalose transporter Tret1-like
Exons: 9
Coding region: 191-1627 (478 amino acids)
Biological process (GO): transmembrane transport
Cellular component (GO): membrane
Molecular function (GO): transmembrane transporter activity
Source: RefSeq, a predicted model, not a curated record
UUAUGUCACACGCUUGCAAGCACACGCGUUGAAACUUCGAAAUAAAAAAUGAGUUAAAGAACACAAAACGUUGAUGGAUUUUUACAUUAAAAAUCAUUUUGACUGUUGUUCAUAUAAUAUGUUCUAUUAUUACUGAUUAUAUUUAUAUAUUUUUAAUCAAUAAAUUGAUUUUUUUUUUGUGAGCACAAAUAUGAAGUUUUACGGAAUAUUUCAAAAAGGGAGCAAGAUUAAUCAAAUAAUAUGUGCCGUUUUGAUAAACCUCCCGGUGCUGUCAUACGGAGCCAGUAUUGGCUGGAUGUCUCCUAUGACUCUUCUGCUGCAAUCAGAAGACUCACCAAAAGGCGUACCUCUCACAGAUGCUGAGAUAUCAUGGAUGGCUGCUAUACCCUUCCUGGUAUGUGUCCCAUUUGAUUUGAUUAUGGGUGUCAUGGGGGACAAAAUUGGGCGAAAGAUGUCUCUGAUCUUUAUCUCCUUAUCUAGUGCUGCUAGUUGGAUCCUAUUGAUUUCUUCCCUUAACAUUUGGUGUCUCAUAUUAGCGAGGGCGCUCGUCGGUAUAACCAUGGCUGGAUGUUACGUCACUUGCCCUAUAUACACUAAGGAGAUCAGUGAUGACAGCAUUAGAGGUGCCCUAGGAUGUUUGGUAAUAUUAUUUCACACAACGGGAAAUCUCUUCCUGUACGUUAUUGGUGAUCUGCUAAGCUAUAACGUUAUCCUCUGGGUUUGUCUGACGAUACCGACGGUACAUGUCAUAGUGUUCCUUUUUAUGCCGGAAUCUCCUUCUUACCUCGUUAAGAGAGGAAGGCUUGAGGAUGCAAGUAAGGCAGUGGCGUGGCUUCGUUGUAGUUCAGAGAGUGAUGUAAAGGUCCAGGAAGAAAUAGACGUUAUUAGGAAGGAGCAGACGAACGACGAAGCGAGCAAGUUCGCCCUCAAGGCUAUAUUCACUGAUAAGAUCCUCAGCAGAGCUUUCCAAAUAGCCAUGGUAGCGACAUUAGCUAGAGAAGUGUGUGGUGCUGUACCGGUUUUAAACUUCGCUGGUGAUAUCUUCAAAUUGGCCUCACAAGAUACUGGUCUGGUGUUAAGUCCGAACCAACAAGCUAUGCUGCUCGGUGUCGUUCAGGUUGUCGGUUCAGCUCUCGCUUCGAGUAUCAUCGAAAAAUCAGGCAGAAAGCUCCUUCUGCUGUUGUCGUCUCUGGUGUCUGGUCUAAGUAUGUGCGUACUCGGCUCUUGGUUCCUUAUGCGUGACCUUGGAAUCGGUGCCCCAUCUUGGGUGCCAUUGUUGACGUUGUGCGUUUGCAUCUUUUGCGAUUCCUCUGGUCUCCAACCUAUCUCUAUUGUGCUAGCAGGGGAGAUAUUCUCUUAUAAGUAUCGAGGAACUGUAAUGGCGACCACAAUGUCCUGCGCUUCAUUAUCGGACUUUCUCCAGCUGUUAUUCUUCAAGCCACUCGCAAACGCUGUAGGCAUACAUGUGGCCUUCUACUUCUUCGGAGUCGUCUGCUUGCUCAUGUCACUUUACGUGAUUUUAGUCAUCCCCGAAACUAAGGCUAGAAGCCUUGAAGAUAUUUACAAAGAUCUUCUCAAGAGUAAAAAACUUAAGAAGAGCGAAACGAAUGAUCUGACAAGAAUUUAAAAAAGGUUAACACCUCGUCAACAUCCGGUUGCUGGAAAACGUCCACUACUUUCGUUAGUGGGAUGUUAGGACCUCAUUCCACCACACUAUUCUUGUAUACAUUGGGAUAUAUAUUCGAUACAUGAAUUUUUUCUCACGAUAUUUUCUAAGCCGACCAAGAGUAUAAACGGAAAUACAAAUCGAUCACGUGGUAAGACAGUAUUGCUUGCCUGAAUUUAAUUUUACUAUCCAUGACGAGAUCGCUUAGAGAAUGAACGAUUUCUGAAAUGAUCUUUUUCUAAUAAGAUAAUAUAACUUUAGUAUUUUAUAUGUACAUAACAGAUAUGUACUUUCCAUGGAGACCAUUAAGAACAUGCGAUAUUUAUUUAAAUGUUUAAAAAAAAAUAAAUAAAAAUGUUCAGAAUGUUUUAUCUUGUAAAUUAUGUCAAAUUGUUAUUCUUAAGUUGCUUGUACCGUAACAGCCUGUGAAUGUCCCACUGCUGGGCUAAAGGCCUCCUCUCAUUUUUUUGAGGAGAAGGUUUGAAGCUUAUUCCACCACCGGAUUGGUUGAAUACACAUGUGGCAGAAUUUCAGAAAAAUUAGACACAUGCAGGUUUCCUCACGAUGUUUUCCUUUACCGUAAAGUACGAGAUGAAUUAUAAUCAUAAAUUAAGCACAUGAAAAUUCAGUGGUGCUUGCCCGGGUUUGAACCCAUGAUCAUCGGUUAAGAUUCACACGUUCUUACCACUGGGCCAUCUCGGUACUUACUACUCGGUUGCUUGUAAAUAAAGUAUAAUUAUUGUUACAUUUGCUUAA